CAGCGACGUUUGGAGCGUUGAAUCACAAAACACACGCUGUGACGAUUAGAUCUCUGCUCGGUUGGCCGGUGAUACCGAUCGAACCGGGACACCCCGUAUAUAAGAGCAGGCCACUCGGCCGGCGAGGCACAGUGCGGUCCGAUGAGAUAGGUAGAACCGAUUCUCUAGUCUAGUGGCGUGUAAGAUCUCGACAGGAGAGAACGUGCCAAGUUCCAACGAUGUUGCGUUGACCGCGACCGGAAACGUUGAAAACCGCUCUAAUACUUCCUCUUCUCGAGCCUUGAACUCCGUCGGUGUCGCGGUUCGAUCCAACCAUUUUCCACCCGACUGUAAUGCGACAACUUUGUUCACUAAAUUGAAGAAUCUAAAGGCUCUUCAGAGGAAAUGCACAGAGAAAUGUGGUGCUUAAGUUUUCUUUUAAUCGGCGCGGCGAUGGCCGGAGAAUCGGGCCCCGAGAUCACCUACCCCGAAACUCCGAUCGAAUACUCGCCUCUACCACACGAAGAAGAUCUUCCUCCACCAUCGCCGCUUCCCGGCAUGCUUUAUCCCCGGGAAAGUGAAUCCCGAGAGGUAAAAUCCCUGGAUGGCAUGUGGGACUUUGUAAUUUCACCCUCGGAAGAUUCGUUAAAGGGUUACAAAGAAUCGUGGUUCUCCGAUGACUUGUCAAAGGUAGGAAAAGUGAUGCAAAUGCCUGUUCCUUCGUCGUACAACGAUAUCACAACCUCGAGGGAAUUGAGAGAUCACCUUGGGGCUGUUUGGUAUCAGCGAACGUUCUUCACGCCUUCUUCUUGGCGCGAACAAAGGGUCUUCGUUAGAUUCGGCUCCGUUAAUUACCUCGCUCAAGUGUGGAUAAACGGUGGAUUGGUAACCAGUCACGAAAUAGGCCACCUUCCAUUCGAAGCUGAUAUAUCCUCCUACUUGAUUUAUGGGGGGAAAAAUCGCAUAACCGUCGCGGUGGAUAACACCUUGCUUCAGACGAGCGUACCACAGGGGAAAAUUGUUGAAACUGCUGUUGAUAAUGGGACGGUGCACUUGCAGUCUUACACUUUUGAUUUCUUCAACUACGCUGGCAUACAUAGACCUGUUUUACUACACACGAAACCACGGGUCUACGUCGAGGACAUUUCAGUGAGAACGGGACUGAUCGGUGAUGUUGGUAUCGUAAAAUACAUCAUUCAACCGGCCGGCUUACACGAGCAUGAAAUUCCUAUCUGUAGAGUAAGCCUUCUCGAUGCCGAGGAGAUCGUAGCCGUGAAGGAGCCGGUUUACGGAUUUUCCGGUACGCUGAAAGUACCAUCCGCGAAGCUAUGGUGGCCCAGGGGUAUGUCCACCGACCCUGGAUACAUGUACACUUUGGAGGUCACACUGUCCAUGCUGAACGACAGCGGAGUAGAUGUCUACAGGAUGCCGGUCGGUAUCAGGACAUUGACCUGGACAAACACCAGUUUAUUGUUGAACGAUAAGCCCCUGUACAUGAGAGGAUUCGGUAGGCACGAGGAUUCGAUCAUAAGAGGACGUGGUCUGGACUUGGUUACCGUAGCCAGGGAUCAUGAAUUAUUACAAUGGGUCGGUGCAAAUGCCUACAGGACUAGCCAUUAUCCUUACAGCGACGAAGUACUCGACGUGGCUGACCGAUUAGGUUUUUUGAUUAUCGACGAGUGCCCGUCCGUGGACACCGAGAACUUUACGCCGAUCCUCCUUUCGCGUCAUAAGGACUCAUUAUCCGAGCUUAUAAGGAGAGACAAGAACCGUCCUUCGGUGAUCAUGUGGUCGAUCGCAAACGAGCCUAGGACGCAGCUACCAGAAGCUGGAGAAUAUUUUAAACAGGUGGCUCAUCACACGAAAGCACUCGAUCCUACCAGGCCAGUUACUAUUGCUAUGGCACGAUCAGUUCAGGAGGAUAAGGCCGGCGAAUAUCUUGAUGUGAUUAGUUUUAAUCGUUACAAUGCUUGGUACAAUAACCCAGGUAGAUUGGAUACAAUAACGAACCGAGUUAUAGGAGAAGCGGAGGCUUGGAAUAAAAAAUAUAACAAGCCUGUACUUAUGUCCGAGUAUGGAGCUGAUACUAUGUCUGGAUUACACGAAUUGCCCGAAUAUGUAUGGAGCGAAGAAUAUCAAAAAGAAGUGUUCUCUAGACAUUUUGAAGCAUUCGAUCAAUUAAGAAACAAAGGUUUCUUCAUUGGAGAAUUUAUUUGGAAUUUUGCAGAUUUCAGAACAGCUCAAAAUUCGUAUAUAGCAUUCAUUAGAGUAGGCGGCAAUAAAAAAGGCAUAUUCACGAGGGAGAGACAACCAAAAAUGGCAGCAUUUCACGUUAGGAAGAGAUAUCACUCCCUCCAAAAGGAACUAGAUGGGACAGAUAUACCGACGGAUCUCGAAAAUUACAUUUCGUUUCAUUAUUAAUAUCUUUUUUUAACACUUCGCAAUUUUUUGUAAACAAAUUUUUUUAAAAAGUGUCAUUUGUCUGUACAUGUAUGUGUUAAAAUGUCAAAUUAUCAUUAUUUUUUAAUAAACAUUUGAUAAAAAGA
Molecule: messenger RNA, 2525 nt
Organism: Osmia bicornis bicornis
Lineage: Eukaryota; Metazoa; Arthropoda; Insecta; Hymenoptera; Megachilidae
Product: beta-glucuronidase
Exons: 11
Coding region: 385-2400 (671 amino acids)
Biological process (GO): glucuronoside catabolic process; carbohydrate metabolic process
Molecular function (GO): carbohydrate binding; beta-glucuronidase activity
Source: RefSeq, a predicted model, not a curated record